GGCGAAGGUGGGGAGCUGCUCAGUACCUUCCUUUGGGGGGAACUACAUUUUAGUUUAUUGUUCAUCUUACAGGUUAGUGACUGUAUUAGGAACAGCUGCCGCAGAAUCCUUUGGGAACUCUCCAGAGUUUGUUCUAGUUGGAGCUGUCUUUGCUGGGUUCUGAGUGGGUGCUAUCUCUCCCUCCACACUGGUGCCCUGUUCAGCUUGUAAUGUGCCACCUGUGGAAUGCAAGGAAGGGACUAUCCCAUCCCUGCCCUUAAGGAGUUUCUAUUCUAUUUGUGAAGGAGAAGGGCUGUGAAUGCAGGGACAUUUAUAGCCUUCCAGGAGAGAUAAUGUAAGGGGCCCAGUGUUAUGAAUUGCCAAAUGAGGGGUGCAGACAUUAAUUGCCUAGGAGUUCAGACUGAGAGCCCAGGGGCACAAGGCCUGCCAGCGGAGACUGCACUACUGAAUUUCAAGCUCUGUUCUGAGGAGAACUGAGAUCCUGCCUGAGGCAAAAGCGGGGGGGUCAUAAGGGAGGCAGGAUUUGCAGGAAGGAGGAGGACAUCCUAGUGAAAAGCAGGGCUUCGGAACACUUGUUCCAUGUGUGGGGUUUGAAUGUCAGCUGUAGCUUCCAGUUUGAGAAGUUCCCGUUUCUCCAGUGACCUAAUGCUCUUCACGGGCCCUGAAACCACAAGUACAUUUUAUUUUUUUACAUCAAACUGGAAACAAACAGAGCGACCUGUUUGGUCACUUGAGCUGAUUAAAAUUCUAAAGGACAUGUGUUAUUUAAGAUUUCUUUAUGUCUGUUUUGAGCUAAAUAAUUCAUUCUGGCAAGCCUCUAGUUUACAACCAAGAGGGAGCAUGUUCUGGUGGGAGGAAGAAUAAAAGAGCCUUUGAUUCCUGAGCUUCUGAGUUGCAGCAGGAGGCCAGCACUGCCUUGGGCUAGCGUCUUACUUGGGGACUUCGGGAGCCAUCUUAGCCCAGCUGUGCGAAUGCCAGCCAGUGCUGGAGCAGGAGAACAUACCCCUGGCUCACGUUAAACCCCUGCUCACCGUCCACGGAGGACUUUCUAUCAUUUCCCAUGCCUUGCGUUAACGUGGUGGUAGUGGCUGAUUUCCACCAUGUCAGAGCUUCAUCUGAAUUUGCUGUUUGAUCUUGGUUGAUGUCACAUUUCUGUGACUCCUGUUCUCGUAUUCCAUCGGCUGACUGAGUACAGAAAAUACAUCAAGUCAUAAGUUUCUUUAUGCUCUCUUUUUGGACUACAGCACCAAUGAAAUUAGCAUUUUUCUUUAGAUUUCUCUGGGGGAAAAGUGACCCAUUGUACUGUGGAUUUUCAUGUUUAUUAAAUAAGUAGCUUCUACCACCAAACUGGUGUUUUCAGGGCCCUUAGUGAAUUGUAGGUGACAAAUUAAGCCUAUAGAAUUGGGGCAAGGAGUCAUUUUAGCAACUGAUUUUUUUUUUUUUUUUUUUGGUCUUUUUCCUUUUUAUCAGUACCAGGGAUCGAACUCACGACUGCCUGCUUGCAAGGCAGGCGCUUAUGCCGCUGAGCUAAAUCCCCAGCCCCCUGAUUUUUUUUUUCUUUUUGAAACAGUGUCUUGGUAUUCUGGUGCAAGAGAAGCAAAAGUACAAAAUGAACAGGUUUAUUGAGUUGAGGACGUGGAAAGGAGCACACAACCCGUGGCGGCUGGGCUGUCUCCUUCGACCAGGAACGGAGAGGCAGAGUUAUAUGACCUCUGAUUGGAGUGGUGCAUGGGGUGGAUCUUGAUGACUUGGAGGUACCCAUUGGAAUUCCCUGUGCAUGUAAACAGGAAGGGGUGAAGGAGAAGUUACGCUUUGGCCCUCGCCACCUUAAACCACCGCCAUAACUGAACAGUAAUUUGUACUAGGGCAAGAACCUUUCACAUCUCACUGUGCCAUUCGGGCUGGCCUUGAGCUCACUUUGUAGGUCAGGCUGGUCUCAAACUUGCAACAGUCUUCCUACCUCAGCUUCCCAAGGGCUGGGAUUACAGGCGUGUGCCACCACGCCUGGCUCAUUCCAGGCAUGUAGAUGUGAGCACCUUACAUGAUACAAAAAUGCCUCAGUGGGGAGAAUCUUUUAUAUUAUUAUUUUAUUGUAUUAUAAAAGUAAUUUUUUUAUUCCUCCAGAUCCCACCUUCCUUGUUGAAAAGUUCUCAUUGCCGACUGCAUAGAAAGUAAAACCUAACCGGGUUUUGACUCUUUUGUAGCCUGCAUUAUAGGAAGAGUUAAAGACUCUGCAUUGUAAUACAUAUUUGGUUGUUAUCUUUGUUACACUAGCUCUUGAAGCAUUCUGAUUAGGACUUGGAGCUGCCAAGCCCUGUCCUGCAGUAUUAUCUGGAGCAGAAAUUUUCCAUGUGGUUGCUUUUGUGGAGCUGCUAUAUGUAACUCUACCACGAAGGUGUAGGUCAUAAAGCGGCAGAACUUUUGGAAGGGGAACUGUGAGUUACGGCAUGGAAGAGGAGAUGGUUUGUGUUACGCAGUGGCCGUUUGACUGGUGAUCCAGAUGUCCUGGAAUACUACAAAAAUGACCACGCCAAGAAGCCUAUUCGUAUUAUUGAUCUAAAUUUAUGUCAGCAAGUCGAUGCUGGAUUGACAUUUAACAAAAAAGAGUUUGAAAACAGCUACAUAUUUGACAUCAACACUAUUGACCGGAUUUUCUAUUUGGUAGCAGACAGUGAGGAGGAGAUGAAUAAGUGGGUCCGGUGUAUUUGUGACAUCUGUGGGUUUAAUCCUACAGAAGAAGAUCCUGUGAAGCCACCCAGCACCUCUUUACAAGCACCUGCUGAUCCAGCUUUUGCUAUAAAUGUGGCAGCCUCCUGCACCCAGGCAGAGCCGACCUCGGCUGCUCUACCUCUUCCGUACCAGCUCAUCAGCCUCCCGCCACACCCGGAACCUCUUGGCAUCCAGGAUGAUCCCCAAGACUACCUCUUGCUUAUCAACUGUCAAAGCAAGAAGCCUGAACCCACCAGCCAAGGGUCAUCUUUUGUUUCUGAAGAAGGAGAGGAAUACCUACUACUAGAAGAUUUUGAAAGCAAAACGAUUCCAUUGCAAACCCAUGCUGAUUCUGCAAAGUCCACCUCGUCUGAAACAGACUGCAAUGAUAACGUCCCUCCUCAUAAAAAUCCUGCCUCCUCCCAGAGCAAACAUGGAGUGAAUGGCUUCUUUCAGCAGCAAGUGAUGUAUGACUCUCUUCCCUCACGUGCUACAUCUGUCUCUGUAGACUCCAGCCUUUAUAAGCUGCCCAGGAGUUAUUCCCAUGAUGUUUUGCCAAAGGAGUCUCCAUCAAGUACCGAAGCUGAUGGAGAACUCUAUGUUUUUAACACCCCUUCUGGGACAUCAAGCGUAGAGACUCAAAUGAGGCACAUAUCUGUUAGUUAUGACAUUCCUCCAACACCUGGUAAUACUUACCAGAUUCCACGAACAUUUCCAGAAGGAACCUUGGGACAGACAUCAAAGCUCGAUGCUCUUCCAGAUAUUCCCCCGCCUCGGCCACCAAAACCCCAUCCAACUCAUGACCGUUCUCCUGUAGAAACAUGUAGUAUCCCACAUGGAGCCUUAGACACUGACAGCAGUUACUGCAUUCCUACAGCAGGAAUGCCACCAUCACGAAGCAACACCAUCUCCACCGUGGAUUUGAACAAGUUACGAAAAGAUGCUGGCUCCCAAGACUGCUAUGAUAUUCCACGAACAUUUCCAAGUGAUAGAUCUAGUUCGCUUGAAGGCUUCCAUAACCACUUUAAAAUCAAAAAUGUGUUGACAGUGGGAAGUGUCUCAAGUGAAGAACUAGAUGAAAACUACGUCCCAAUGAAUCCCAACUCACCACCACGACAACAUUCCAGCAGUUUCACGGAACCAAUUCAGGAAGCAAAUUACGUGCCAAUGACUCCAGGAACAUUUGAUUUCUCUUCAUUUGGAAUGCAAGUUCCUCCCCCUGCUCAUAUGGGCUUCAGGUCUAGCCCAAAGACCCCUCCCAGAAGGCCAGUUCCUGUUGCAGACUGUGAACCGCCCCCCGUGGAUAGGAACCUCAAGCCAGACCGAAAAGGUCAAAGUCCUAAAAUUUUAAGACCCAAACCCCAUGGUUUAGAGCGAACUGAUUCACAAACCAUAGGUGACUUUCCUACAAGAAGAAAGGCCAAGCCAGCACCUUUAGAAAUAAAACCAUUGCCUGAAUGGGAAGAAUUACAGGCCCCCGUUAGAUCUCCCAUCACUAGGAGUUUUGCUCGAGACUCCUCUAGGUUUCCAAUAUCCCCCCGGCCGGAUUCAGUGCAUAGCACAACAUCAAGCAGUGACUCACACGACAGCGAGGAGAACUAUGUCCCCAUGAACCCAAACCUGUCCAGUGAAGAGCCAAAUCUUUUUGGUAGUAAUAGCCUGGAUGGAGGAAGCAGUCCUAUGAUCAAGCCCAAAGGAGACAAGCAAGUGGAAUAUCUGGAUCUAGAUUUAGAUUCUGGGAAAUCUACACCACCACGUAAGCAAAAGAGCAGCGGCUCCGGCAGCAGCGUGGCGGAUGAGAGAGUGGAUUAUGUUGUGGUAGACCAGCAGAAGACUCUGGCUCUGAAGAGUACCCGGGAAGCCUGGACAGAUGGCAGACAGUCCACGGAGUCUGAAACACCCACCAAGAGUGUGAAAUGAAAACACUGCCUCGCCAUUUCUGCGCAGAAGUGAACUCAGUUGUGAAGAUAAACCCUGCUUGCAGCCGUCUCACCACUUCUUCUCUUAAGCAGAUUGCUCAGUAGCAGGGUGGAAAUCAAAGGGCCUUUCAGACAUAAACAGUUUGGACCGUAAAUGGUGCUUCAUGGUAUCUGAACAAUUUGUUGUAACGUGUAAAUACUGUGGGAAAAUAGUAUCUUUAGCUCCCAGAGAAACACUCGUAGUUAACACACUUGUAGUAUGACUAUAUUUAUGCACUUUUCAUUUAAAACAUUGGUUUGGGUAUUCCCAGUGUACCUUCACAGAAUUCCUUGAGGAGUUCUUGUUUUUCCUUACACUACUCUAUAUGACAAUACUAAGUGAACUAAGCUACUUUUUUAGAUCUGGACAUUGCUGUUUAAUCCACAGCCUGACAACAUAAUAAGUAGAUUCCCAAUUUAGCCAUCUCCCUGAAGUUUCAGGUAGUAACUAUUAGCUUAAAGUAGGGUAUAAUUGGAUUCAUCCUGUAUUACCUUCGAAAAAUGCUGAGGAUGAUGUAUAUACAGCUGUCAGAAUCCAGUUCUUUGGUUCAUGUACAUUUAGGUUUUUCAUAGUGGAUCUCUGUUGUAUUUUGUUAAUUACAGUGUUUUUGGUUCAUUGAGUGAAGAUUCUGCAGGGAUCUUGCACCUUUGAAAGACUGAAUAUAAUUACACUGUCAAGGAAGCGUGAAAUCAUUGAUGGCUUGAGGAUGUGCUCUUUCACUUGCUAACAUGUAUUAAACAUUAUUUGCAAAAGGUAGAUUAUGUAAAAGUCAGGUACGUACCCAGCACUGACGUGCUAACACUGAUCAGGUUUAAACAGCGAGUUUUACUCGUGUUCUCAUUAGCCUUAGUGUUGGUUUCCAGUUUAGAAUUAAACAGUUGACAUUUGCUCUUAAUAACAACAACAUACUGUGAUUUUUUUAAUUAAACAGUAAUUCAGAUGUAUUACUCUAAGAAUGAAAUUCUGUCAUUUGACACCAUAGUGCCCUUUCUAUGUUUUUUUUUUCACUCAAUAUUCUUCUUGGCCUUAUAUUUAAAUCCCUAUGCAAUUAAUGUUUUAUAUCUGCAUUUUUUUAAAAAAAUAGACAUUAUAUAAGUGAUUCUUACAUGUAGCAACUAUUGCUUUUCCAGUAAAAGAUUUAAGGAUUUUGUACUGUGAUUUGUAUUCAUUGCCCCAGUUCACAAAGUAGUGGAGCCUUGCUAUAAUGUGAAAUCUUACAGUCAUGGACCCCUUCCAAUCAGAUUUCUGAAUUUCAGAAGAUUGGUGUAAAACUGUGACAUAACUAUCAAGACCACAAAUUAUAGUGAGGAUACAAUUAUAUUCAUGUGUCUUGGCUUUGCAACAUAACUUAGAAAACAGAUACAGUUUUCUUUAACCUAAAUUAUGUAUACUCUGUUACGUAUUGAUUUGAGAUUUACUAAUAGAUUUUAGGGGACAUAGAAAUGAGAGUUCCACCGCUGAAACAAGACUGUUCCACUCAGACAUCUGACUGUUGUCUGAGUGUACAGAUGUGCCCUGAUUUCUGGCUCAUUGGCCAUAAUACUGUGCCUAACUAAUGUCCUAGGUUUAUUUCCCCCAUCUACAGACUAAGCGUUCAUAACAACAUGAAUUGUAUACUAGUAACAUUUGAUGCUUUUAAAUGUUUGCUUCUUAAAAAAAAAAAAAAAAACAAAAACAAAAAAUACACAAAAAAAUCUAAAACCAAGAACUGAAUUUCGAAGUGAAUGUUUCAAUAAAAAAGAUUGUUUGAGUUUGGUGUGCAAGCUGUUUUAUAAUAAAAACAAAAAACAAAAUUUAAAAUCAUUGACAUGUGUCUAAACUAUCAAAAUACACAACAGACUUGGCAUGUAAAGAUACGAAAUUGUGUUACCUUGAGGAUGACCAUAUUUUGAAGUUUAAAACACAAUAAUAAGUGUAUGAUUAAUUCAUAAAUUUAAAAAAUUAUCUUUAAAGCUGUCUAUUGGGAAAGUCCAAAGCAAUUAUGUCUGUUUUUAAGUGGAAUUUCUCCUUACCUUUUUAUAAGUUACUAUUUUUGUAAAUCUAUAGAACUGAUUUUUAUAGAUCUUGCCAUUAUGUUGACUCUUUAGGAAUUAAUGGGCUAGAUAUACCUUAAUCAAAGGUAGAGUACAAAUUUAACCCUGUAAGACACUAGAUUCAAUCCAGAGGCCCUCCUGCUCCCCCCACAAAAGGAAAAGAAUUAAGAAAGGUGGUUUGCUUUAGAAAACUAAUUCACACAAAUCAUUGCAUCGACAAAUUAAAAGGCAGUUUCCUAGAAAACGUUAUUUUAAAAUUUUUAUGUACAUAUUGCCUGCAAAGUCCAGUUUAUCACUGUAAUUGUAUAUUGAAUUCCCAUUUGUGAUAUUUUAGUUCAUUACAAAGGAUAACAAAAUUUCUGAAUAAAUGUGUAUUUGGAGUUAUAGGUGAUAAAACCUCAACAGCCAAUUUACUUCUCUGCCUUGACUUAUUUGAAGAUUAUUAAUAAAACUUUAGUAAGUUUUUAAAUAUGUGUUUAAAUCCUUUUAACUCAUCCCUAACUCAGCUUCAAGAAGCUAGACUCCAGCAACAGAUGGCAUGAAACCACUGGUUAACCAUGUAACUAUAAUGAUGUGUCAGAAAUCUUUUUCUUCCAUUCCUUUUGUUAUUUUAUAAGACUCGUAAGAUCUUGAUGAUGGUUUAAGUGCCAAAGCACAAUUCUGCUUUCAAAAAUCAAAGUUUAGACUUGAGAAAUUUAAGCUAAGAGCUCACAGAAAAUAUCACUCAGUAAGCUAUAAAAAUAUUUUUAAUUUAUACUCUACAUAAUUUUACUGUGAACACUAGAAAAUUCUCUAAAGGUACUAAGGGAGAGAGAAUGUGUGUAGAGAAAGCAUUGUAUUUAAUCACAGGCUAAAUUUAAUUUGAUAUAGAAAUACUGUGUACAUUCAGGUCACAAUUUCUUCUGGACUUUUUAGAUAUAAUUAAUGGGGCUUAUAAUUUUUGUCUUGAUUUAAAGAGGAAAUUGAACAUCAAUGUUUGUUUUUUUAAUAGUGGGAAGUUGUCUACUUUCCAUGAUUAGAGAAAAAAGUAUUUUUUGUGUUUUGCUAAAAUAUUAAUUACUUUAUGCUUGCACACUAUUCCACAGACACUGGUCAUGGUUUGUUGGAUGCUUGCAGAUUCCUUUAAUGCCUCCUUAUUUUGGCCCAUUCAGAGUAUUGGCAUUCGGGGUUGAAUGAGUACCCAGCCUUUGGCAGUUUACAGCAACAUGGGCUGACCCUUCUGUUCUCCCUUCGGGUCAUCCUGGUAGGUCUCAUCCAUCACUGUCAGGUACAUCGGGUCAGUGCAGAGGGUUGUCCUACGACCAAGUCAGCUGGGUACACAGAGCAAAAAAAUGACCUGUAUCCUACUGUAAUUAUUCUUAGCAACAGCGGAAUGUCAUGUGUAAAUUUUUGCAUAACUUUAAAAACAACUAUGAGCUGAAAGGCCAUGGCACAAGCAAAUAUUGUGGAGGUUAAGAUAAAAAUAAGUUGUCAGAUUAUUUAGAUGGUUUUCUGUUCCACAGACUUCUUGAGGUUCAGCAUAAACUACAUUUCAGCGAACUAAUUAGUUAAGGGGUUAGCAUGGUUUCUGCUUCCUUUACAUAAAGGCACAGUUUUGUGUGGGCUCUGAUAACCUCCACCAAUUGUCGAUAAUAAUCCCAAAUUUUAACAGCGAAAUCUUAUGUAAAAUUUUAUUUUUCUCUUUUUUGCAUAUCUUUUGUAAAGAUGCCAUUGUAGAUAUUUUCUGCUACCAAAUAAAACUUUUCAAACA
This is a messenger RNA of Cavia porcellus (domestic guinea pig), 8451 nucleotides long. It is a transcript of the gene Gab1, whose product is annotated as GRB2 associated binding protein 1. Gene Ontology annotation, molecular function: signaling adaptor activity. Gene Ontology annotation, biological process: signal transduction. The coding region runs from base 2683 to 4629 and encodes 648 amino acids. The transcript has 12 exons. Gene Ontology annotation, cellular component: cytoplasm. Lineage: Eukaryota; Metazoa; Chordata; Mammalia; Rodentia; Caviidae. The record is from RefSeq and is a predicted model, not a curated record.